Molecule: messenger RNA, 628 nt
Organism: Hydra vulgaris (swiftwater hydra)
Lineage: Eukaryota; Metazoa; Cnidaria; Hydrozoa; Anthoathecata; Hydridae
Product: small ribosomal subunit protein uS19
Biological process (GO): translation; ribosomal small subunit assembly
Cellular component (GO): cytosolic small ribosomal subunit; ribosome
Molecular function (GO): RNA binding; structural constituent of ribosome
Source: RefSeq, a predicted model, not a curated record
AGCAUUAGUUUUGUAUUUUGAAUUCACUACAAGUCCGGAUUUUAACUCUUUUUUUUUGAUCCGGAAAAAAGCCUGGAUUUUAAUAAAAUCUAAAUUCAAGAUUGCCGCUGCGAAGCUCGACCUUUUACUGCAGGACGAUUCGCAAAGGAGGCCAAAAUGGAUAACGAUGCUGCCGAUUUAAAAAAGAAACGUACAUUUAAAAAAUUUACUUACCGUGGAGUUGACCUCGAUCAACUAUUAGAUUUAAGUAAUGAGCAACUUACAGGGCUUCUCCAUUCUCGUGCUAGGCGUCGAUGCGACCGUGGCUUAAAAAGUAAAGCUGCUCGUUUGAUUAAAAAGUUAACUAACGCUAAGAAACAAGCUCCCCCACUCGAAAAACCUGCUGUAGUUAAAACUCACAUGAGAGAUAUGCUUGUUUUACCUAGUAUGAUUGGUAGCAUAAUUGGAGUUCAUAAUGGAAAAACUUUUAAUCAAGUUGAAAUUAAGCCUGAAAUGAUUGGUCAUUACCUUGGUGAAUUUUCAAUGACAUACAAACCAGUUCGCCAUGGUCGACCAGGUAUUGGUGCCACACAUUCGUCAAGAUUUAUUCCACUUAAAUAAAUUUAAAUGAAUAAAGUUCUUCACACAA